This is a messenger RNA of Neurospora tetraspora, 1311 nucleotides long. RefSeq lists its product as uncharacterized. NCBI's taxonomy places the organism in Eukaryota, Fungi, Ascomycota, Sordariomycetes, Sordariales, Sordariaceae. Gene Ontology annotation, molecular function: translation release factor activity. Gene Ontology annotation, biological process: translational termination. The record is from RefSeq and is a predicted model, not a curated record. The coding region runs from base 1 to 1311 and encodes 436 amino acids. The transcript is spliced from 2 exons.
AUGUUGGCAGCACCAUGGGUAUGUCGGAGCUGCGCCCGUUCGUUAAGGCGCUCGGGUGUCUUCGUCUCUCUUCAGCUUCGCAAAGCUAGCACAGCCAGCCAGACACUCGCAGGACUUCCACCUGUCCUCCUCGACCGAGCGCGCAAUCUAGCCGCCGAGCAUCAACAAUUGACGAAGCAACUUGAGAGCGAGUACGAACCUACAGCUGCGAAGCGCGCCGGCGAAAUCUCAAAGGUUGUCGCUGCUCUACAAGAGCUGGACAAGGCCAAGGCAGCACUGGAUGAGCUCAAUGGACUCCUGGAAUCAGACGACGCCGAGCUGCGCCAGCUCGCUAACGACGAUCUCGAUGCAACAAAAAAACACCUGGAAACUCUGGGGCUCAAUCUCUCAGCGACCCUGACACCGAAGCACCCGUUUGCGGACAUGCCAUGUCUGAUAGAACUCCAUCCUGGGCCAGGAGGCACUGAAGGGCGCCACUUCGCCGAUACCCUUUUCCGCAUGUACCAGAAAUAUUGCGAGAACAAGGGAUAUUCUGCGCGGGUGAUCUCGUACCAGGAAGCCGAAGAUCGUACGCCAGGCUUGGACGGUGAGGUUCCCAUCUCAGAAGCCGUACUCGAAGUAACGGAUCCCGGCGCCUUCGCAGCGUUCCGUGGAGAGGCGGGUAUGCACCGCGUGCAACGAAUUCCCGCGACCGAGAAGCAGGGGCGCACUCAUACAAGUGCGGUGGCAGUUUGGGUUUUGCCAUCAUUCCCCGAAAACAGCACCGAUGCUGAGAACGACUUCAACAACCCGGAAAGUGACUUCUACGUUGACCCGACAGAAGUCAAGUCAGAGAAGAUGCGCGCGAGCGGUGCCGGCGGUCAGCACGUCAACAAGACAGAAUCCGCUAUUCGACUGACCCAUAUCCCGACCGGUAUUCAGGUCAGCAUGCAAGAUUCGCGAUCGCAGCAGCAAAACAGAGAAAGGGCUUGGCGCUUGCUUCGUUCGAGAAUUGCGUCGCUAAGGCGAGAACAAAGAGAGGCGCAGGCAAAGGACCUGAGAGACAGUGUGCUAUCUCAGUCACAGAUGUCGCGCGGCGACAAGAUCAGGACGUAUAACUACCAGCAGGACCGGUGUACUGAUCAUCGGAGUGGGCUGGAUGUCCACAACCUCCCCAAUGUCUUACAAGGUGGGGAGGUGUUGGACAAAGUCAUCAACAGCGUGCAAUCAUGGCUAACAGCGAUGGAUAUCCGAAACCUCAUCGCCCAGGAAGAAGCGCAGGCUAGAGCAGCGGCGGGAGGAUCUGAUAAAAAGAAGAAAGGCGGAAAGUAA